Molecule: messenger RNA, 339 nt
Organism: Echinococcus granulosus
Lineage: Eukaryota; Metazoa; Platyhelminthes; Cestoda; Cyclophyllidea; Taeniidae
Exons: 2
Coding region: 1-339 (112 amino acids)
Source: RefSeq, a predicted model, not a curated record
AUGUCCGCUCCGAAGAGACGACUGACUUUUAUGAAUGCGCACCUCCUUUUUACCCUCCUAGUGGCUGUUGUUGCGGCUGAUGCUGACUAUGCGUCUACUCCGCCUUGGUACAGCCGGCUUAUCAAGAAACUCAACACAACGCUUGUUCAGAAUGCCUACUAUGCCAAGUGUCUGGUGGACAGUCCCGUCAGUACCAUAGAUUGCAAAGGUGUCGCCUACGGCGCGGGGCUGAGAGCUGAGGCGGCGAAAGACAGCGCUCGAUACUACGCCUCCGCCACGGGUGACUACCGAUGCGGACAUUUUGUUGGACAGUGCGUAAUUCGGCAGUAUAGUAAAUGA